Penicillium odoratum is the source of this 417-nucleotide messenger RNA. Its product is annotated as DUF3759 domain-containing protein. The record is from RefSeq and is a predicted model, not a curated record. The annotation marks the transcript as partial. Lineage: Eukaryota; Fungi; Ascomycota; Eurotiomycetes; Eurotiales; Aspergillaceae. The transcript has 2 exons.
AUGUCCAAUGGGCCACAGCUAACAUUUCGCUUAGACCAUGGCGAUAGGUCUCACCGGGAGGUUUACGGAGAGCAGCAGGCACACCACGAGGCCAAGUUCUCGCACGAAGCCAUUGCCGGUGCCGCUUCCUUCGCCGGAAUGAAGGCGUGGGAGGACCACCAGCGCAGGGAGGGCAAGCCCGUGACGCAUGCCUUUGCCAAGGAGGCUAUCGCAGCUCUGGUCGGUGCCGAGAUUGACAAGCUCGCUGAAACCAAGGGUCACGAUUACUUCGACAAGGAGAAGGCCAAACAUGAUGCCAAGAAGCACGCCGAGGACAUGUAUGAUGAGCACUACGGGCGCCACGGCGGUGACGAGUGGCAACCCCACUACGAGCCCCACGAGAGCUUCCGCCAUGAGCGCUUUGAGCGCCGUGAGCGC